AUGACGAAAGUGGGCUUCGCUCAUAGCGUCGUUCCCUGGCACAGAGCGCAUCUCGCGCGAGAGAAGCAAGCCUACCUCGACGUGACCUGCAGGGACGUUGAGGGCCUGGGGUGUCACAUCAUCAUCCCACCAAGCACGGCUGGAAAUGUGGCAGUCCCAACCACAUCGAGGCCAACUGCCCACAUUUGGGCCGGCAAGCCCCCCCCCCCGGGUCCCGUCCUGCACAAUGUGUUCAUCUUCAACGUCGCCGCCGGUACCAACAUGGCCGGCAUGCUAGCCGGUUGGGUGGUGGCCAUGGUGAGAUAG
Messenger RNA from Penicillium riverlandense, 306 nucleotides. RefSeq lists its product as uncharacterized. NCBI's taxonomy places the organism in Eukaryota, Fungi, Ascomycota, Eurotiomycetes, Eurotiales, Aspergillaceae. The transcript is spliced from 4 exons. The coding region runs from base 1 to 306 and encodes 101 amino acids. The record is from RefSeq and is a predicted model, not a curated record.